Molecule: messenger RNA, 1430 nt
Organism: Drosophila eugracilis
Lineage: Eukaryota; Metazoa; Arthropoda; Insecta; Diptera; Drosophilidae
Exons: 3
Coding region: 72-1415 (447 amino acids)
Source: RefSeq, a predicted model, not a curated record
UACAGCAGUAUAUAUGUGAAUAUAUAAAGAUUUUAAAAUAAUUAGUGAAUGUAAAAUAAAAUCCCACCAGAAUGGACAAACUAGGAUUGGGUUGUCCCUUUUCGUUUCUGGGCGGAAAGCCGAAGGAACUGACUGGGGGCGGGGGACCCGGCUUCCUGGAUCUUAACUAUGAUUGCUACCUGGAGAUAUUUUCCUAUCUCAAUGCGCUGGAGGAUCAACUAAAUCUGGGCCGCGCCCAUCAUCUGUUCCGGGAUGUUUUAUCGGACUUGUUGCGAACUCGCUACGGAAAAAUCAAUGUACGGAUUUUAAAAACCAUUCCGGACUGGGAGUUCCUGUUGCAGCUUUGUGGUUCGGAAGUGACCAGAUGUGAGGUGCCACACGGUCGCUGGGACGAGCCCUUCACAUACCCGUUCCUAAAACUUCUUGGGCGCCACUGCCCUAAUUUGCGCCAGGCAGUUAUAAUAUUCAUGCACGCCGUCACAGAAACGCCGCCGGAAUCCGGGGACAGGGGCUACAUAAUGCAAUUACUCUUGGAGCUACCUAGUCUGUCCGAUCUCACACUAAUCGAUCCCAGAUCUGCGCAAUUAGAGCAAUUGCAACAUUUCCUUAAGCUGCAGACCUUAGACUUAGACGGGAUUGAUCCAAACCUUAGUGCCCCUGCCUUCCUGCAGAUGUUUGAGAACAAGAUUAGCCUAAAAAGACUUCUACUUAACUUUGGGAGAGAUCGGAGGCGAUCGCACCUGGUGCCCGAGUUGGCAGGAAAGUUUCCGAACCUAGAGCACCUUACUCUAGAAAACUUUGAUGUUAACUUUCGGGAGUUGGGCGACUUUAAAACUCUCCACACACUGCGUUUGAUCUCUCGUUGGAUAGCUGAAGUGAACAAUGAUUUUUACAGAUCGGUAGCCAAAUGUAUUGAUGACCUUCAGAAGUUACAGCUCAUAUCAAUUCGUGUCAGAGGAGAUCAAGUGCAUCACAUUCUGACCAUUACCCGAUUAAAAGCCUUGGAUUGUGACAACUGGCCAGCGCAAUCGGUUGACCAACUGGGCCAGUUAUCAGAUCUCGAGUGCCUGGCCCUGGAUUGCAUUGACUCACCUGCAAAACCUAGUCACCAACUAGAAUCUUUAUUAGAAAACUGUUGCAAGCUGAGUCACCUAAAAUUGGGCAAACGUUGGCAGAUGCCCAUCAACGAUGUAAUUAGAUUUUUGAACAAAGUUGUGGACAUACGAUCGUAUCCAAAAAAGAAACUCCUGCUUACCUUUGACUUUGUUAGCAUAGCGGAUAUCAAGGAAAAGUUUAAAAAUCAUUUUAGGGAUUAUGAACACUUGCAAGUAGUUUUUGAUGGAGCCACCUGUCAUCAUUGCCAACCUGACACCCACUCCAAAUGUGAUACCAUAUUUGACAAGUGUUACUUUUAACUAAACACAUACCUC